AUGGCCAAUCUUCUCUUCAAUAAAUUGAUGGAGAGUGCCAAGGCAAUUGAAGGUGGUAAUCUGGAUCUUGCAGAGUCACUUCUGGAGGAAAUCAGACAUCUAGUUUCUACAGAACCCAACAUAGCAACAAGGAAGGUUGUGAAAAACUUUGCAGAGGCUUUAGUCCGGCGAGUCAAUGGACUGCAUCCUCGAUAUCCUUUGCCGUUAGUACCUUCCUCAAAUCUAGAGGACUUCUACAAUUAUGUAUUUUAUCCUUUCUACUGGUUUUCUUACUUCACCACCACGCAUGCCAUCCAUGCCUUCCGCACUGGAAAUAAACCACUCCAUGUUAUUGAUUUCUCAGUCAUGCUAUACACCUCUUUGUGGCAUGAUUUGAUGCGAGAUCUUGCGAAUCAGCCUGGUGGCCUGCCAUCUUUUCGGUUGACCAGCAUCGUGCCGAAACUGUCAAGGAAUUUUGACUACCUACAACAAAUACGCAGUAAACUCACUCGAGCUGCUGAACGGCUCAGGGUUGAUUUUGAAUUGAGACAAGUGGUGGCCAAUAAUGCGAAAGAAAUCAUUGAAUGUUGUGUGUCUAAGAUCAGAAGGACAAGGGAGGAUGAGAUGCUAGUCGUGAGAUGGUCGUUUUCACUUCACAAGUUGCUUUCACAGGAAGGUGCCCUUGAGCAGGUGCUCUCAAAGGUGAAGGAUUUAAAACCAGACAUCAUGAUAAUUGUCGAGCAGGAAGCCAAUCAUAACGGGUCUGAUUUCAUGGACCGGUUUGUCAAGUCAUUUCAAUACUACUCCACUAUUUUUCACUCACUAGAGGAGGACAACUUCUACCGCGAUGUGGAUGGCAUGGAGUUGUGGAAGAGGAAUUUCAGACGGCAAAUUGGGAACGUGGUGGCAUGUGAGGGCAUUGACAGGGUCGAGCGGCAUGAGUCAUUGUAUCAAUGGCAAGAGCGGCUAUUGCAUGCUGGGUUUCAUCCAAUGCAACAGUGGUGGAAGAACGAUAGACAUACUCUCCAGUUGAAAUACAGAAUACAAGAGAAGGAUGGACAUCCUAUGCUAUAUCGGCACAAUUGCCCCCUUCUUGUCACCUCGGUUUGGAAACACUCUGACCCAUCUCAGUUCAGUGAUGGUUCUAUCACAUUACAAGAUGUAACUAUGUUCCCUCUAGCUGAGAAGUCUGACUUGAUGACUUCUUCUGAGUCUGUGGAUGAACAAGCAGAUGAUAGGGAAGACAGUAUGUGGUCUCCAAGGGUAGCUUUCUAA
Messenger RNA from Populus trichocarpa (black cottonwood), 1254 nucleotides. Its product is annotated as DELLA protein GAIP-B-like. The record is from RefSeq and is a predicted model, not a curated record. The coding region runs from base 1 to 1254 and encodes 417 amino acids. Gene Ontology annotation, cellular component: nucleus. Gene Ontology annotation, biological process: response to ethylene; jasmonic acid mediated signaling pathway; hyperosmotic salinity response. The transcript has 2 exons. NCBI's taxonomy places the organism in Eukaryota, Viridiplantae, Streptophyta, Magnoliopsida, Malpighiales, Salicaceae. Gene Ontology annotation, molecular function: DNA-binding transcription factor activity; sequence-specific DNA binding.